GGCUAAAUACCCCAUGGUUCGUGUGACAGCUCAUUUUCUUGCUCGCGCCAGUUUGUAUGAUUCCUUUAAUGAAGCAUUGACUUGCCAAAUCUGAGUUGUUGGCGCCCGUUUCUUGUCCAUCAGCUAUUCAAGAAGCAGUCAGUACGAUGAAGACCACAGCAACACUUCCAGCGGCCUUGACGCUACUCGUAGCAGGCCUAUCGACCGCUCAAGCUGACAACUCCGACUACCUAGACUCCGUCUGCUCACCCGAGGGGGAUUUCACGUCCGGUCCCAUCCCACCAUGCAUUGACAUUAUCAGCAUUGAAGCCACCUGUGCGCCCAACGGAACCGACGCUCUAGCCCUUGAGGCCCACGCGCAGUGUAUGUGCAAGGGUUCAUACUUUGCGGAGUGGCUCGGAUGCCGACAAUGCCUCUUCGAUCACGGCGGGAUGAGCGAGCGAAACCUGACAUACUACAAGUCGGUCAUCGCCACGGCCUCGAACCUGUUGUGUACCGGCACGCCCACGGCACCAUUCCAGACGCUUUUCAGCAGCGCAGGCGCCGAGGUGCCGAUACCCACAGUUGGCGGCGCUGCGUUCAGCGAUGUUGCGUCAGGGAACACAGCGGUCAGCGUGUAUUAUACCGCGAGCGGAAGUCAGGGCCCGGGGCAGAUCACCGGAAGUGCGACAGCGGCGACCGCUACGGUGUCAGUGACAACUGAUGCUGCCGCAACAACGACAACUGGCGUGGAGCCAAGUACAACCACUGGAGAGAGUGCUGGGACUAACACUAGGGGAACAUCCGCCAGCACCUCCGCUACUUCGAGCUCGAGCAACGUUGCCGCGGCGACGGGGGUCGCCGGCGGCAUCAAGAACUUGUUGUUCGCUAUGGCCGGUGGGGCACUGGUGGUUGCAUUAUGAUGAUGCCCGGAGAGUGACAUGUGUCGCGGAUAAUGUGCAUAAGAGAACGAAAGGCUUAACAGAUGGGUAAUGUUUACGGUAGAAAAUGUUGUAUGAAAGUAAUGAAAGCGCAUUGAGAUGAGUAUGGACACUGUAAGCUUGGCAGUACCUUGUUCACAUCAACUCAACGUUUCCCGCCUCACCAUGUCCAGUCAU
Truncatella angustata is the source of this 1097-nucleotide messenger RNA. RefSeq lists its product as uncharacterized. NCBI's taxonomy places the organism in Eukaryota, Fungi, Ascomycota, Sordariomycetes, Amphisphaeriales, Sporocadaceae. The coding region runs from base 147 to 902 and encodes 251 amino acids. The record is from RefSeq and is a predicted model, not a curated record. The transcript has a single exon.